Hemibagrus wyckioides is the source of this 2630-nucleotide messenger RNA. Its product is annotated as diencephalon/mesencephalon homeobox protein 1-B-like. The coding region runs from base 151 to 1269 and encodes 372 amino acids. Lineage: Eukaryota; Metazoa; Chordata; Actinopteri; Siluriformes; Bagridae. Gene Ontology annotation, molecular function: RNA polymerase II transcription regulatory region sequence-specific DNA binding; DNA-binding transcription factor activity, RNA polymerase II-specific. Gene Ontology annotation, biological process: regulation of transcription by RNA polymerase II. The transcript has 5 exons. The record is from RefSeq and is a predicted model, not a curated record.
CAUCAUCAUCUUCAUCAUCAUCAUCUUCAUCAUCAUGGUGUAUGAUGUGCAGGUCUAAACCUUGGAUCCGUAAAACAAAUCAAACAAGCGGCAUUCUGAGGAGAGACGGAGCGCAGUGAGGGAAUCGGCCUGCAGGCUGAUCUCUCCACCAUGCAGCAUUACGGGGUAAACAGUGGAUACUCUCUACACGCCAUGAACUCCCUGAGCGCCAUGUACAACCUGCAUCAGCAGAGCACGCAGCACGCGCCCGACUACCGGCCCUCUGUGCACGCGCUCACGCUCGCCGAGAGACUAGCCGACAUCAUCCUGGAGGCGAGGUACGGCUCCCAGCACAGGAAACAGCGGCGGAGUCGCACAGCCUUCACUGCUCAGCAGCUGGAGGCCCUCGAGAAAACCUUCCAGAAAACACACUAUCCUGAUGUAGUAAUGAGGGAAAGGCUGGCAAUGUGCACCAACCUGCCUGAGGCUCGAGUACAGGUUUGGUUUAAGAACAGACGAGCGAAGUUCCGUAAGAAGCAGCGCAGUCUACAGAAAGAGCAGCUCCAAAAGCAGAAGGAGGCGGAGUCAGAAGUAAACCAGGAAUCAGAGGAUAAAGAAGAAGCAUUGCCUACACAAACGCCUCAAAAUCCACCUUCACCUUCAGACGGGACUCGAGCCAAACUUCCGCCUCCGGAGGAGCUGAGCGAGGAAGUGAACGUUACCUCACCCGAGCACUCGGGGGCGGAGUCAGGAGCAGAGGAUUUGACUGACAGAGAGGAUGAGCCACAGUUGAUCAGAGAGGAGGAGAAAGGGGCGGGGCUGGCGUUGACAAGCGGCACAAUGUCACCAUGCAAACCACUCAGUCCCAAAUCUGAUUCUCCUCUCACCUCGCCGUCUCUCUCGUCCUCCAGUGUCCUCGGCAGCGGUUUAGUCCAAACCAACUCCUACGCUUCAUCUCCUCUCAGCCUCUUCCGUCUACAGGAGCAGUUUCGGCAGCACAUGGCCGCCACGAACAACCUGAUGCACUACACUCCCUUCGACAUGGCCACCCCGUCCUCUUCCUCCUCCUCCACCUCGUCUUCUUUGGCUUACCUGGGCAUGAACAUGAACAUGAACAUGAGCAUGAACAUGGCGUCUCCGCUCGGCCCGCUGCAGUGUCAGUCGUAUUACCAGUCUCUGUCUCAGCAGGUGUGGAGCAGCUUAAACAGCAAGACGAGCAGCAUCGAGAACCUGCGCUUCAGGGCCAAGCAGCACGCAGCCUCACUCGGAUUGGACACACUGCCCAACUGACCUCGGAACAGCCGAGAUGAAACAAACCGGAGAAACAGAUUGGACUUAUUUAAACGAGACACACUGGGAGGAAUGGCUUCGACUGGGUGUGUCGUCGAUGGACAACAACGGACAUUAUAUCAGAUGUACAUUUUAACCAAUCCAUACCUCAAGAUCUGAUCUCUCGCAUCUGUUCUGCUGUGUAAAUUCAUUUCCACUACGGCAUCUCCACUGAAUUCUGCUUAAGCUAUUAAUAUUAGCAUUAUAGAGACACCCAAAGGAUACAGGUCAUCCGGUUAGUCCUGAAAAACAGGUAUCGAAAAAUGUGACCACAACAAAAUAGCAUCAAUAUCAAAACAUCUGCUAUAAAUAUAAAUACAUAUUUGAGACCUAAACAGCUGAACGCACAUGUUUCCCAUAGACAGUGAUUUAUUUUAGUCAAAGUUAUUUCACCUCAGGUUGCAUUGCAUCAUCGUUGUUUAUUAAUUUAAUAUAAAAGCACAUCUUCAAGUAUUUUAUUCAUUACAUAAUGGAAUAAACUUAAAUUAAGGACUCUGAUGAAUAAACUUUUACAUAACAUUAUAGCAUCACCUGCAUGAUGUGAUAUUGGCGAGAAUCAAAGGGAAGGUGUACAAGACAGUGGUGAGACCGGCCAUGUUGUAUGGUUUAGAGGCAGUGUCACUGAGGAAGAGACAGGAGUCAGAGCUGGAGGUAGCAGAGCUGAAGAUGUUGAGGUUCUCUUUGGGAGUGACACGGUUGGACAGGAUUAGGAACGAGGACAUCAGAGGGACAGCUCAUGUUGGACGAUUGGGGGACAAAGUUAGGGAGGACAGAUUAAGAUGGUUUGGACAUGUCCAGAGGAGGGAGAGUGAGUAUAUUGGUAGGAGAAUGUUGGACAUGGAGCUGCCAGGCAGGAGGAAAAGAGGAAGGCCAAAGAGGAGGUAUAUGGAUGGAAUAAAUGAGGAUAUGAAGCUAGUGUUGAGGAUGCAGAAGAUAGGGAUAGGUGGAGAGAGAUGAUUGGAUGUGGCGACCCGUGAAGGGAAAAGCCGAAAGAAGAAGAAGAAGAAGAAGAAGAUAGUCACCUGCAUGACCUCAUGUCAUGACACCGUGAGCUGUCAUGGUCUCUAAUGCAGUCUUUUCUCAAAUAUUCCACAGCCCUGGACUUCUUUAGCUGGUAAACCAAUCCUACAAGAAUUUUAAACCUCACCAACCCCCUAUGCUUCCAGACUCCAGAGCCGCACUUUAAGAACUUUAAUAUGUAUCUGGAUUUCUCUACACAAAGACUUCCUGUGUGUUGUUUUCACUGACCAGCCUACAGAGGCUGAGCAGGUGAAGUGAACAUGUGACAGUGACUGACCCAUGUAAAUACGACACAUGUUUAG